Messenger RNA from Drosophila montana, 1341 nucleotides. It is a transcript of the gene mRpS5, whose product is annotated as small ribosomal subunit protein uS5m. Gene Ontology annotation, biological process: translation. Gene Ontology annotation, cellular component: ribosome. NCBI's taxonomy places the organism in Eukaryota, Metazoa, Arthropoda, Insecta, Diptera, Drosophilidae. Gene Ontology annotation, molecular function: structural constituent of ribosome; RNA binding. The record is from RefSeq and is a predicted model, not a curated record. The coding region runs from base 27 to 1247 and encodes 406 amino acids. The transcript has 2 exons.
ACUUGUUGUCUUCGAGAACAUUUAGGAUGUCCAGAUUAUUAUAUAUGCCUUUUAUAAAACCUAAUUGGCGAAUCUCUACGUCAAUAAAGCUUGGAAAUUACAUAAACUCUCGGUUAGCCCCUUCAGAUUGUAUAUUAUCCCGCGACAUUAGCUUUUUUAACAAAUUACCUGCCGACGACAUAUGGCGCGGAGUAACAGCAGUAAGCAAUGCUGGUAAGAAAAGAGGCCGCGGAAAGGGCACAGGAAGAAAAGUUGCAAAGGAUCUCAAUAAAGGGCAAACAAUUGGACACGGAAAAAAAAGUUGCAUUUGGCCAGGCCUAAAUGCACCAAUUCUACGUGGAAAUGAACUUAUUUAUCAACAGAAACAUUCUGAAAACAUAGAUAGAGAAAAAAAUAUAAUUCAUUUGCGUGACUCAAUGGGUAAUUUUAAGCUAUCGAAAUUAAAUCCAAUAGAUCGCGGUUGGUCUGGAACGAAAAUGCCAGGAAGAAGUAUUGGUCCUCCAGAUUCUGUGGGAGAAGAAACAUUUAAAUUAUUUGAUACGCGUGUAUUGGAGAAUAAGAUUGUAUUUAUAAUGAAAGGCAAUAUGGGAAGGAAGAGACGAUACUCUGUUCUAUCUGUCACUGGGAACAAAAAUGGUUUGGCUGGAUUUGCUUUAGCUAAAGCGCCUGAAGUUCGAACCGCUCUCCGAAAAGCGAAAAAUCGUGCAGGACAGAAACUUAUUAGUAUUAAUCUUUAUGAAAAUAGAACUAUUAAUCACGAUUUUUAUACUGCGUUUGGAAAAACAAAAAUUUUUGUUUUUAAAAAACCCGAGGGGUACGGCUUAGUAUGUCAUAGGGCUAUACAAACAAUUUGUAAGGUUUUAGGAAUACAGGAUUUACAUGCAAAAAUUGAAGGUUCAACAAACCUUCAACACAUAGUAAAAGCAUUUUUCAUCGGGCUUAUGCGUCAAAAAACCUAUUAUGAUAUAGCUAAAGAAACAAAUUUGCAUAUUGUUGAACGUCAAGUGGCAAAAAACGGAUUCACGCAAAUUAAAGCUAGUCCUUUCUUAAAUAUACAAACUUCGGAAAAGGAUCGAAUAAUAGACUUUAUGCAGUUUACUUUGGGAAAUAAAAUUGUGUUGCGAAAAAAAAAAAUACCGCCUUAUUAUGUAAAUUCUAAAGGUCAUAACAUAUUUGAAAGUAAAACAGAACGGUUUAGAAAUCAAUCAAAUGUACGUUUACACAAAUUGGUUAAUUCUUAUAUAUAAGACAGUAAAAUGUUUAGCAAAAUAUUGAUAUUACCAUUUUCUUAAAAGCUAAAUUUUUAUGCAGAUACAAUUAAAAUAAAAACAAAUUCAAGUA